Messenger RNA from Prunus dulcis (almond), 5546 nucleotides. RefSeq lists its product as uncharacterized. Gene Ontology annotation, molecular function: protein binding. Lineage: Eukaryota; Viridiplantae; Streptophyta; Magnoliopsida; Rosales; Rosaceae. The transcript has 10 exons. The coding region runs from base 153 to 5249 and encodes 1698 amino acids. The record is from RefSeq and is a predicted model, not a curated record.
AAAACUCACCACACAGCCUCCUCUCUCCUCCUUCUGUCUUCCCUAAAACAAAAAAAUUGAUCAAAAAUUUAAAAAAGAAGGAGAAAUAAAAAACAUUCAGAGACUGAUAGAGAUAAAGAGAGAAGAAGAGGCGAAGAAAAACGAAACCCCAAAUGAAGCAGCAGCAUCAGCAGAGCUCGUCGUCUGAGGCGGUAUCAUCGUCGUCGUCGUCCUCCGCAUCCACUUACGUGGACCAAUCACAGCCCGCAACGUCGUCGCCGAAUUCGGGAGCCUCCGAUAAGCUUCCGUCGAUACCGGCGGCGGCGCUGGAGGACCUCGCCGUGGGGUCCAGGGAUGGUGGCGGGGCGCAGGAGAGCGUGACCGUCGAUCGGCGAGGCGAGUACUCUGCGGUUUGCCGAUGGACGGUCCAGAAUUUCCCGAGAAUCAAAGCUAGGGCACUGUGGAGCAAGUACUUCGAGGUGGGAGGAUACGAUUGCCGGUUGUUAAUAUACCCUAAGGGUGACUCGCAGGCUUUGCCGGGGUACAUCUCCAUAUACCUCCAAAUCAUGGAUCCUCGGGGCACCUCGUCGUCCAAAUGGGACUGUUUUGCGAGUUACCGGCUAGCCAUCGUCAACCUCGCGGAUGAUUCCAAGACCAUUCAUCGCGAUUCAUGGCAUCGGUUCUCGAGCAAGAAGAAAUCUCACGGUUGGUGCGAUUUCACGCCCUCUUCUACUGUGUUUGAUUCGAAAUUAGGUUAUUUGUUCAAUACCGACUCCGUUUUGAUUACCGCCGAUAUAUUGAUAUUGAAUGAGUCUGUUAAUUUCACGCGAGAUAGUAAUAAUAACAAUGAGCUGCAAUCGUCUGCGGGCUCGAUGAUGAUGUCCGGUUCAGUGGUUGCCGGACCGGUUUCUGAUGUGUUGAGUGGCAAGUUCACUUGGAAAGUGCAUAACUUCAGUCUGUUUAAGGAAAUGAUUAAGACUCAGAAGAUAAUGAGCCCGGUGUUUCCUGCUGGAGAAUGUAAUUUGAGGAUUAGUGUGUAUCAGAGCUCGGUGAAUGGUGUGGAGUAUUUGUCAAUGUGUUUGGAGAGUAAGGACACAGACAAGACGGUUGUGUUGUCUGAUAGGAGUUGUUGGUGUUUGUUUCGAAUGUCAGUGUUGAACCAGAAGCCGGGGUCGAAUCACAUGCAUAGGGACUCGUAUGGGAGGUUUGCUGCUGAUAAUAAAAGUGGGGAUAACACAAGUUUGGGGUGGAAUGAUUAUAUGAAGAUGUCAGAUUUUGUUGGGAUCGAGUCGGGAUUUUUGGUGGAUGAUACCGCGGUGUUUAGUACGUCCUUCCAUGUAAUAAAGGAGUUUAGUAGCUUUUCGAAGAAUGGGGGGUUGAUUGCAGGGAGGAGUGGUAGUGGGGCAAGGAAGUUGGAUGGUCACAUGGGGAAAUUCAAUUGGAGGAUUGAAAAUUUCACAAGGUUGAAGGAUCUUUUAAAGAAGAGGAAGAUAACGGGUCUUUGCAUCAAGAGCAGGAGGUUUCAGAUUGGGAAUCGGGACUGUCGGCUCAUCGUCUAUCCCCGAGGGCAGUCUCAGCCACCAUGCCACCUUUCAGUGUUCCUUGAAGUUACAGAUUCACGGAACACAUCCAGUGACUGGAGUUGUUUUGUGAGUCAUCGUUUAUCAGUUGUGAACCAGAGGUUGGAGGAGAAGUCUGUCACAAAGGAGUCUCAGAACCGCUACUCCAAAGCUGCAAAGGAUUGGGGUUGGCGUGAAUUUGUGACUCUUACUAGUCUAUUUGAUCAAGAUUCAGGGUUUCUUGUUCAGGACACUGUUGUAUUCUCUGCGGAGGUCCUCAUAUUGAAAGAGACGUCAAUUAUGCAGGAUUUAACUGAUCAGGAUACCGAGUCAAGCAAUUCUGGUUCCCAGAUGGAUAAGAACGCGAAAAGAAGUUCAUUUACGUGGAAGGUGGAGAACUUCCUAUCUUUUAAGGAAAUAAUGGAGACCCGAAAAAUCUUUAGCAAAUUCUUUCAAGCUGGGGGAUGUGAGCUUCGAAUUGGUGUCUAUGAGUCCUUUGACACUAUAUGCAUUUAUUUGGAGAGUGACCAGUCAGUUGGUAGUGAUCUGGAUAAAAACUUCUGGGUGAGAUACAGGAUGGCUGUUGUGAAUCAAAAGAACCCUGCCAAAACUGUGUGGAAGGAGUCUUCUAUAUGUACAAAGACUUGGAACAAUUCUGUUUUGCAAUUCAUGAAGGUGUCAGAUAUGUUGGAAGCAGAUGCAGGGUUUCUUGUUCGUGAUACUGUUGUUUUUGUUUGUGAAAUAUUAGACUGCUGUCCUUGGUUUGAGUUUUCAGACCUAGAGGUGUUCGCCUCAGAGGACGAUCAGGAUGCAUUAACAACAGAUCCUGAUGAGCUCAUUGAUUCUGAAGAUAGUGAAGGAAUAGGUGGUGAUGAAGAAGAUAUCUUCAGAAACCUGCUUUCUAGAGCUGGAUUUCACCUCACAUAUGGAGAUAAUCCUUCACAGCCACAGGUCACUUUACGAGAAAAGCUGCUGAUGGACGCUGGCGCCAUUGCUGGUUUUCUGACUGGACUCCGUGUUUAUCUCGAUGACCCUGCUAAAGUAAAGCGCUUGCUACUUCCAACCAAGCUGUCUGGUAGCAGUGAUGGAAUGAAAGUCAUAAAGAAUGAUGAAUCUUCCCCUAGUUUGAUGAAUUUGUUAAUGGGAGUCAAAGUUCUGCAGCAGGCUAUUAUUGAUUUACUUUUGGACAUUAUGGUUGAGUGUUGCCAACCUACAGAAGCGAGUUCUAAUGGUGAUUUGUCUGAUACAAACUUAAAGUCUCCAGAUGGAAGUGGAGCUGCUAGUCCUUUGCAAUCGGAUAGAGAAAAUGGAGCUGCAGAAUCUGUGCAUUGUCCUGUAUAUGAGAGAUUGGAUACCAGUGUUGAUGAAACUAGCAGUAGUGCUUCGGCUGUUCAAAGCUCUGACAUGAAUGGGACUGGUAUACCUGGAAAACCUCAUCCUGGGCAUCCAAUUUCUCCCCCCGAAACAUCUGCCGGGGGUUCAGAGAAUGUGUCUCUUCGUUCUAAGACCAAGUGGCCAGAGCAAUCUGAAGAGCUCUUAGGAUUGAUUGUAAAUUCACUAAGAGCUCUUGAUGGAGCUGUUCCACAAGGCUGCCCUGAACCAAGACGUAGACCUCAGUCUGCACAGAAGAUUUCUCUUGUACUGGAUAAAGCUCCUAAGCAUUUGCAGCCCGAUCUAGUUGCUUUGGUGCCUAAGUUGGUGGAGCACUCAGAGCAUCCACUUGCUGCUUUUGCACUUAUAGAACGACUUCAAAAGCCAGAUGCAGAGCCUGCAUUGCGGACACCUGUUUUUGGUGCUCUUAGUCAACUGGACUGUGGCAGUGAAGUUUGGGAACGAGUUUUAUCUCAAUCUCUCGAGUUUUUGUCAGAUUCAAAUGAUGAGCCGCUUGCUGCAACUAUAGAUUUUAUAUUUAAAGCUGCAUCCCAGUGCCAACACCUCCCUGAAGCGGUCAGAUCUGUUCGUGUUAGGCUAAAGAAUUUGGGUGUCGAUGUUUCUCCUUGUGUUCUUGAAUUUUUGAGUAGAACUGUAAAUAGCUGGGGAGAUGUUGCUGAAACCAUACUUAGAGAUAUUGAUUGUGAUGAUGAUAUGGGCGACAGUUGCUCGACAUUGCAUUCUGGUCUUUUCUUGUUUGGUGAACAUGGACCUAGUUCUGAACGGUUUCAUUCGGUGGAUGAGCAGGCUUUCCGUGCUAGUCGUCAUUUUUCUGACAUUUACAUCUUGGUUGAGAUGUUAUCUAUACCUUGUCUUGCUGUUGAAGCCUCUCAAACAUUUGAGAGAGCUGUAGCUCGUGGUGCCAUUGUGGCUCAUUCUGUGGCCAUGGUUUUAGAAAGGCGCCUUGCUCAAGGAUUGAAUCUUGAUGCUAGAUUUGUUGCAGAUAAUUUCCAGCAGCCAGAUGCUGUAGUGGAGGGAGAAGCCAAUGAACAGCUGAGAGUCCAACGGGACGAUUUUACUUCAGUUCUUGGCCUUGCUGAGACAUUGGCCCUUUCUAGAGAUCUUUGUGUUAAGGGAUUUGUGAAGAUGCUGUAUACAUUAUUAUUUAAAUGGUAUGCUGACGAGUCUUAUCGAGGGCGAAUGCUAAAGAGACUUGUUGACCGAGCUACUAGCACGACAGAUAGUAGCCGUGAAGUUGACCUAGAUUUAGAUAUAUUGGUGACUUUGGCUUCUGAGGAGCAAGAAAUUAUUAGACCAGUUUUGAGUAUGAUGCGGGAGGUUGCUGAACUUGCAAAUGUUGAUCGGGCUGCUCUUUGGCACCAGUUAUGUGCCAGUGAAGAUGAAAUUAUUCGCAUGCGUGAAGAAAGGAAAGCAGAAAAUGCUAAUAUGGUUAGGGAAAAAGCUGUUAUAUCGCAAAAACUGAGUGAAUCUGAGGCUACUAUCAAUCGUCUUAAGUCUGAAAUGAAGGCUGAUAUUGACCGCUUUGCUCGUGAAAAGAAGGAACUUUCCGAACAAAUACAGGAAGUUGAGAGUCAGCUUGAGUGGCAUCGCUCCGAGCGGGACGAUGAAAUCAGAAAGCUCACUACAGAUAGGAAAGUGCUUCAGGAUCGUCUUCAUGAUGCAGAGUCACAAAUCUCUCAGUUGAAGUCCCGAAAACGUGAUGAAUUGAAGAAAGUGGUGAAGGAGAAAAAUGCUCUUGCCGAAAGGUUGAAGAGCGCUGAAGCUGCCCGUAAAAGAUUUGACGAAGAACUUAAACGGUAUGCCACAGAGAAUGUUACCCGAGAGGAAAUUCGGCAGUCUCUUGAGGAUGAAGUAAGGCAGUUGACACAAACAGUGGGACAAACGGAAGGAGAGAAACGGGAGAAGGAAGAGCAAGUUGCUCGGUGUGAAGCCUAUAUCGAUGGGAUGGAAUCAAAAUUGCAGGCCUGCCAGCAAUAUAUUCACACCCUCGAGGCUUCACUUCAGGAAGAAAUGUCCCGGCAUGCUCCUCUCUAUGGGGCUGGUUUGGAAGCUCUAUCAAUGAAGGAGUUGGAGACGCUGUCACGCAUUCAUGAAGAAGGGCUCAGGCAGAUCCAUACCCUUCAGCAGCAGCGUAAAAGCAGUCCAGCUGGCAGUCCUCUCGUGAGCCCUCAUGCCCUCCAACACAAUCAUGGGUUAUAUCCUGCGACACCACCCCAAAUGGCCGUCGGAUUGCCUCCUUCACUCAUCCCAAAUGGUGUUGGGAUCCAUAGCAAUGGGCAUGUGAAUGGUGCUGUUGGACCCUGGUUCAACCAUUCUUAGAUCCUGGGGUCAUAGCUCUCUCUGUGCCGAUGCAGGCAUUUGUUCGCCCAAUCGAGUUGGGUGAAAUUGCUAUUUUUUUGAGUUACUGAUUGGCAUUUUGGCUGUUUGAGCUGUUGGAACCGAGUGGGAUAGGAAAAAAGAAAAAGAAAAAGGAAUAAGAUGAUGAAAGAUGCAAGGCGUAGGUAGGCUAUGAGGGAGUCCAAUAGAACUAACAGUUGCAAAUGCCAAUACUCAUUUGCCCCCCUUCUUUUUUCUUUUUAUUUUUUCCCUUAAAAGUUAAUUAUAGGCUUUUUGAAA